Leptomonas pyrrhocoris is the source of this 516-nucleotide messenger RNA. RefSeq names its product Dna-directed RNA polymerase ii 8.2 Kd polypeptide putativedNA-directed RNA polymerase ii. Lineage: Eukaryota; Euglenozoa; Kinetoplastea; Trypanosomatida; Trypanosomatidae. Gene Ontology annotation, cellular component: RNA polymerase II, core complex; RNA polymerase I complex; RNA polymerase III complex. Gene Ontology annotation, biological process: transcription by RNA polymerase I; tRNA transcription by RNA polymerase III; transcription by RNA polymerase II. The coding region runs from base 262 to 516 and encodes 84 amino acids. The transcript has a single exon. The record is from RefSeq and is a predicted model, not a curated record. Gene Ontology annotation, molecular function: zinc ion binding; DNA binding; DNA-directed RNA polymerase activity.
GCUCUCUUGCUAUGUUACGGUACAGCAAUGAAAAGAUUUGCGUGCCCUGACUACGUUUGAUCCUUACACACACACACACUCAUUGCCGUGCAGCUAAUACGAGCUCAAUCACGAAGUUAAAAGGGCACAUUUGCCGUACAGUCGUACGUCGUCUCUCUUCUUUCAGCCUAGUGUCCCUGUGCGCUAAUCAAUCCGUUUCGUUUCGUUUUGUAUUUUGUAGUUCCUUCCCUUCCAAAAAAAAAAGAAGAAGAGAGGAAAAAUAUGAUCAUUCCAGUUCGCUGCUACUCGUGCGGGAAAGUCGUAGGAAACCUGUACGAGCAAUAUCAGAUGUUGUUAGAUCAGGACUACACCGAAGCCGAGGCGCUCGAGGCGCUGCACCUGGAGCGCUAUUGCUGCCGUCGCAUGAUUCUCUCUCACAUUGACCUCAUCGAUGACCUCGUUCCUUACAGCGUGCCUGUGACAGGCACAAUGCAGAUGAUGGGAUCUCUGCAGACUUCUACGCCGCUCCGUCGCUGA